This is a messenger RNA of Camellia sinensis, 2623 nucleotides long. Its product is annotated as ankyrin repeat-containing protein At5g02620. NCBI's taxonomy places the organism in Eukaryota, Viridiplantae, Streptophyta, Magnoliopsida, Ericales, Theaceae. Gene Ontology annotation, molecular function: protein binding. Gene Ontology annotation, cellular component: plasma membrane. The record is from RefSeq and is a predicted model, not a curated record.
UAAUUUUGUUUUUAUCAAAAGAGGUGGUAGAGGUCCUGGACGAAACCCUUUUUUCUUGACUGACUUUCUAACGAUAAUUCACUGCUUGAACACCCCACCCACGACUUUUUAGAAACAAAAUUUUGUUUCUCACUUUUGUGCUCUGCUGCAGAUUACUCUGCACUUUCUGAGUUUGAUUCCUAUGUUGUUGUCCUCUCCAAUAUAUAUGGUAGCUACAAAGAACGGUACUGAGAAGGAUUACUGAUCUUCAAAACCCAGUUUUGUCUUUUGGUCCAUUUUUUUCCAUGGAGAUAAUGAUUGAGUACUGUAGACUGAAUAUACAUUUGUAUGCUUGUGAUGUCAGAAUUUGACAUUUGGGUAUCAGAAAUCAAACCCUCAUGUUUCUCAUAUGCUUAUCAUAUCUACUUAUUCAACUGUGGAUUGAGUGAUUGAAAAGCUACUGAUCUUCAAAACCCAGUUUUGCAGUUAAUGAUUGAAGAAGUGUAGACUGAAUAGUAGAGAAUCGAUUUUUGGUGUUAAUGUGAAGGCAAUAUACAUUUUGUAUGCUUAUAAUGUCAAAAUUUGACAUUUGGGUAUCAGAAAUCAAACUCUUAUGUUUCUCUUGAAGAUAGUUACAUCUCAACCAUCUUCUCUCAAUUGAUACACAAAUUGAUACUUAAGAGGUGUAAUGAGUGAAUUUUGAUCUAGGUUUACCAUUGAUAUAGAAGGGGAUUUUUUUUGGUGAAAUUGAGUUUCAUGGAGGGUCCAUCGAGGCAACAGAGCUUCCGGAGGAAGAAGAUGACGAAGCAGUUAACAGGGAAACGAGGCGACAAGACUUUGCAUUCGGCUGCAAGAGCAGGGAAUUUGGAGGUGGUUUUGGAAUUACUCACUAUAAAUGGAGAUGAAGAGUUGAAGGAGUUGUUGUCCGAGCAGAAUCAAUCCGGUGAAACGGCCCUUUAUGUUGCUGCUGAAUAUGGUUAUGUUGAUUUGGUGAAGGAGAUGAUGAAAUAUUAUGAUAUUGCAUCUGCUGGUAUCAAAGCUAAAAAUGGGUAUGAUGCUUUCCACAUUGCUGCCAAGCAAGGAGACUUGGAGAUAUUGAAAGUCCUCAUGGAGACCCAUCAUGAUCUUUCAAUGACAUUUGAUCAAUCAAACACCACGGCAUUGCACAGUGCUGCAGCACAAGGCCAUAUCGAGGUGGUCAAUUUCUUGUUAGAAAAAAACAGUAGCCUGGCCACCAUUACAAGAAGCAACGGCAAAACUGCCUUGCAUUCUUCAGCAAGAAAUGGGCAUUUGGAGGUUGUAAAGGCCCUAUUGAGAAAAGAACCAGGAAUUGCAUUGAGGAAUGAUAAGAAGGGGCAGAUGGCUCUUCACAUGGCGGUUAAGGGACAGAGUGUUAAGGUGGUUGAUGAGCUUAUUGAGUUCAAUGCUGAUUUGAUAACGAUGUUUGACAGCAAAGGCAACACUCCACUGCAUAUAGCAACCCGAAAGGGUCGUGCACAGAUUGUUCAGGCACUACUGAACCGCAAGGGAAUCGAUAAACAAGCCAUCAACAGAUCAGGAGAAACCACUCUUGACAUUGCUGAGAAAAUGGGGCACUCAGAGAUUGCAAUUAUCCUACAGGAACAUGGAGUCCUGAAUGCAAAAUCCAUGAAGUCCACACCUACAACAAAUACAGCCAGGGAAUUAAAGCAAACUGUAAGUGAGAUCAAACACGAGGUACACGACCAGCUUAAGCACACACGCCAAGCACGAAGGGGUGUACAAGGUAUAGCCAAGAGGCUUAACAAAAUGCAAGCGGAAGGGCUUAACAAUGCCAUCAACUCCACCACAGUUGUUGCUGUUCUCAUUGCUUCUGUUGCCUUCGCUGCUAUUUUUGUUGUCCCUGGCCAGUAUGCCAGCGACCCCACAAAUCUUCCUCCUGGAUUCUCUCUAGGAGAAGCAAAUGUUGCUCCAAAAGCCCCGUUCAUUCUUUUUUUCAUAUUUGACUCGCUUGCGCUCUUCAUAUCAUUGGCUGUUGUAGUCUUUCAAACAUCAGUUGUAGUUGUAGACAGGAAGGCAAAGAAGCAAAUGAUGUCUGUCAUUAACAAGCUCAUGUGGUUGGCUUGCGUGCUCUUGUCAGCGGCUUUUCUUUCCCUGUCUUUCAUUGUUGUAGGAAACGAGAGGUGGUUGGCAAUUGGAGUGACAGUUAUUGGUACAGUUAUCAUGUCAACGACAUUGGGAACAAUGUGUUAUUGGGUGAUUAUGCACCGAAUUGAGGCUUCCAAUUUGAGGAGCAUCCACAGAUCAUCCAGGAGUAGCAGAUCACUAUCAUUGUCCAUGUCAGCAAUGUCAGAUACAGAAAUUCUGAGCAAUGACUAUAAGAAACUCUAUGCAAUUUGAGGUUAACAAGGCAUGUAUGAUGUUUCCUUUUUUGACCACUUCGUUAGUAUUUCUGCUCUGUUCCUUUGUAUUUUUGCAGUUCUCCCCCCUUGCAUGUAUAUAUCUUUGUAAGAUUACGUGAAGAAAGUAACUGUAAUUGCCGGUCUAUGAAAGUGCACUGCAAUAGAAUGUAACAAGCAGAAGAGAUCUGUAAUCUUUUUAUGAUCAAUGUACUUAACUAAGAUCAACUUCUUGAUCAGCUUAUCACAUUGUCCCAUCUUGUAAA